Hirundo rustica (Barn swallow) is the source of this 2017-nucleotide messenger RNA. It is a transcript of the gene SSTR3, whose product is annotated as somatostatin receptor 3. The transcript has 2 exons. The record is from RefSeq and is a predicted model, not a curated record. Lineage: Eukaryota; Metazoa; Chordata; Aves; Passeriformes; Hirundinidae. Gene Ontology annotation, biological process: neuropeptide signaling pathway. Gene Ontology annotation, molecular function: neuropeptide binding; somatostatin receptor activity. Gene Ontology annotation, cellular component: neuron projection; membrane. Bases 424 to 1629 code for a protein of 401 amino acids.
CCCUUCCCACGCCAGGCACGGCGGGGGUGAUGGGCAAGUCCGGGAAGAAGGAGUCGCGCCUCCGGUCGCGCCCGGCGGGGCUCGCUCCCUCCUGGAGCGCUUUUCUCUGUCGCGUUUAAGAAAGGGGAAGGGGAAAAGCAUGACAAGGAUUCUCCCGGGGAAGCGGAGGAAAAUGUACAUCCCGACGACAUGUAAGUACCCGGCGGCUCUGCCCGCUCCUCACAGAUGUCUCCCGCGGGCAUGAGUCCAUGCAGAAGUUAAGUCUGCAGUUCCAGAGAAGGAAACCUGCCGACCACCCCCUGCUGCCGACCCUCCAACUCUGCCAGUCCAGCCUGGUCCUUACGAGAGAGCUCAAUCCCGAGCUCCAGAUUGCUAACUGAUCCUGCAAGGACACUGCCCCCUGCCCUCUUCCCUGCCUCUGCUAUGGACACUUCUGCUUUUAGCCUCCCCACACCGGCAGUGUUGGAGGAGGGGAACGCCUCCAGUAGCUGGGCAGGCUUCACUACCCCCAACAGCUCCUCCACCGUCAGCCCUGGUGUAGUUGUCAGCGGUGUCCUCAUCCCCGUGGUCUACCUCAUUGUCUGUGUGGUGGGGUUGGCCGGGAAUUCCCUGGUCAUUUAUGUGGUCCUGCGGCAUUCCGUGAGCGAGUCGGUGACCAACGUGUACAUCUUGAACCUGGCCCUGGCUGAUGAGCUCUUCAUGCUGGGCCUGCCCUUCCUGGCUGCGCAAAAUGCCCUGUCCUACUGGCCGUUUGGUUCCUUCAUGUGCCGCCUGGUGAUGGCCGUGGAUGCCAUCAACCAGUUCACCAGCAUCUUCUGCCUGACGGUGAUGAGCGUUGACCGCUACCUGGCCGUGGUCCACCCAGGGAAGUCUUCCAAAUGGAGAACAGCACGGGUGGCCAAGGCCGUGAGUGUAACCGUGUGGGUGCUGUCUUCCAUAGUGGUGCUGCCCGUGGUUGUCUUCUCAGAUGUCCCUUUAGGGAUGAGUACAUGCCACAUCCAGUGGCCUGAGCCUGCCUCGGUGUGGAGAGCUGGCUUCAUCGUCUACACUGCUACCCUAGGCUUCUUUGGACCACUGCUGGUGAUUUGUCUCUGCUAUCUCCUGAUUGUUGUGAAGGUUCGCUCCUCUGGCAGGCGGGUGAGGGCUCUGUCCUCCAAGCACAAGCUUUCAGAGCGCAGAGUGACCCGCAUGGUGGUGACUGUGGUGGCUGUCUUCGUCCUUUGCUGGCUUCCCUUCUACGUCCUCAACAUAAUCAACGUUGUCUGCCCGCUGCCAGAGGAACCAUCCCUCUUUGGAGUUUACUUCCUUGUGGUGGUGCUGCCAUAUGCCAACAGCUGCGCUAAUCCCAUCAUCUAUGGCUUCCUCUCCUACCGCUUCAAGCAGGGCUUCCGCAGGGCCAUCUUCAGGCCGUCCCGCCGAGUCCAGAGCCAGGAGGUGCCAGCAUGUCCCCCAGAGAAGAUUGAUGAUGAAAGGGAAGAGGGUGAGAUCAGCAAGAUCACCCAGAAUGGAAAUGACAGGCAGGAGUGCCCUCUAAGCAGUGGAGAAGGAAAAAGCAAUGAGCAAAAACCACUCCCUGAGGAGCCUGCGGGAUGCGAAAAGAGGAACAAGUUGCAUGUCAGUUAUUUAUGAUGAAAGGGGUGAUGCAGGAGAAAGAGACAUUGGGACAUAGGACCCCUUCACAUUCUCUGCUUUCAAAGGCAAUGGGAGACAUUGAUACAAGGGAAUAACAAAUCCAGGAAUAAAGAUGAAUAGAGCUCCAUGGUCUUGUGGAAAAAGCAAAGCAUUGCUCUUGGCUUUGUAAGAGACACCUGAGGUUUGCGUGGUGCCAGUGUUACCAGAAAUUGGUAAAAAUAAAACCUCUUUAACACUAAUGUAGCAUUAAGAAUCGGGCAUUUUUUAUUUGGCUGGAUGCAUGAGGGGAUAUCUCCUCCUGAUAAUCCUUCAAGAGAUCAUGCAUGCUGAGUACAGGAAAAGCUCCUAUUUAUAUACUAUAUUUUAUGUACAUGCUCACUGAUUU